This is a messenger RNA of Anopheles nili, 1863 nucleotides long. RefSeq names its product tubulin--tyrosine ligase-like protein 12 (gene TTLL12). NCBI's taxonomy places the organism in Eukaryota, Metazoa, Arthropoda, Insecta, Diptera, Culicidae. The transcript has a single exon. Gene Ontology annotation, biological process: protein modification process. Bases 1 to 1863 code for a protein of 620 amino acids. The record is from RefSeq and is a predicted model, not a curated record.
AUGGACUACGACGCAUUUACAGCAGCUCACAAACCUCAGCUCCAGUCGUCCGGCGUGCCGGAACUGUUUUGGCCCGAGUUGUACCGCAAGCUGUCCGGGCAGGUGUUUGAUGCGGGCCUUGCCUUCUCGCUGCUCGCCGUCGACUACGGCGAAGAACCACGAUCCGCGGAGGAUCCCGUCUGGACCCUGCAAGUGUCCAAAGAGGGUGGCUUGAAGGUGGACGACCCGACGGCAAUCUACCUGAUCGACCAUGCGUGGACGUUUCGAACGGACAAUGCCCGCCAGCUGCUGAACUCGCACCCGGACCUGGUCAGCCGGCUGGCGGUGAUGAUGGGUCUGCAGCAAGACGACGAAGUACCCCCGAGCACGUACGUGCCCCGAAUCCUGCAGGACAUGUGGCGAUGGUGCAACAUGUACUCGGUGAACGCGGACGGCCUGUCAGUCGAGAAUCGGAUGCCAAUCUGGUACGUGAUGGACGAGGUGGGAAGUGCGAUUCUGCACGGCGAAUCACCGAAUUGUCGCGUCGUACCAUUCAUGCACAUCCCCGAGGGCAUCACGUACAGCUUGCUCUUCCCCACGGAGGACAUCGACGAGGGAGACAACUUGUACCGUGAUUUCGUCGAGGGCGUACCAUGCGGCUCGAAGGAACGUGACGCGCUGCUAUUACCCUGGCAGUACGCUUGCCUCGUGCAGGAAGACUUUUCGCAGACGGAACCACCGAAGGAGUACUUCCUGGCGGGUCACAUCGAAGAAUCACUGCCCGAUCCGGACGUGUCACCGCCACUGAUCGACUGCAACCGGCCACUGAAGGUGUACUCGCAGUACGGGCUAGUCAAUCAGUACCUCACCGAUCCGGCGUACGAACUGGUAACCGAUCCGGCCGAUGCCGAUAUCCUGUGGAUGGCCAGCCACUUCAAGGAGUUCCGGGAGCUGAGCGAAACCAACCCGAACCAGUUCGUGAACCAGUUUCCAUUCGAGAACGUCAUGACGAUCAAGGACCUGCUGAGUAUCGUUUGCCGGAGGAUGGCGCGCAAGGACACCACCACCCCGUCCGAUGCGGACGAGGUCUCGCUGGCGUCCAACCCUCGCUGGCUGCCGGUGACGUACAACCUGAAGACGGAACUGGUGCAGUUCGUGAGCUACUACCAGAACCGUGCCCAGCGUGGCCUCGACAACCACUGGAUCGUGAAGCCGUGGAACUUGGCCCGCACGCUCGACACGCACAUCACGGACAGUCUGCCGCAGAUCAUGCGCCUGCAGCAAACCGGUCCCAAGAUCGCCCAAAAGUACAUCGAACAUCCGGUGCUGUUCGAGCGUGCCGAGCUCGAGGCAAGCGUCAAGUUCGACGUCCGGUACGUGCUGCUGGUGAAGAGCGUCGACGAGCUGUGUGCGUACGUGUACACCAACUUUUUCCUGCGCUUUGCCAACAAACCCUUCCAGCUGGACGAUUUCGACGAUUACGAGAAGCACUUCACCGUCAUGAACUAUGGCGAGUACCGGUUGCGGCACAUGAAGUGUGACGAGUUCGUGCGGAGCUGGCAGGUGCAGUACCCGGGCCACCCGUGGGACCAGAUCGAGACGGACAUUUGCGAGAUGCUGAAGGAGAUGUUGCAGGGUGCGACUAAGGUUGGACCACCGUGCGGAAUCGGUGCCAGUGCUCAGUCUCGCGGUCUGUACGCCGUCGAUUUGAUGCUCGAGUGGACGGAUGCCGGUCGGAUGCGGGUCGAACCGAAGCUGCUCGAGGUUAACUUCAUGCCCGAUUGCCAGCGGGCGUGCGAGUACUAUCCGGAGUUUUACAACGACGUGUUCAAUCUGCUGUUUCUCGAGCAGGAAAAUUUGGACGUGUUCCGGCGGAUCGUGUAG